Cynoglossus semilaevis (tongue sole) is the source of this 1616-nucleotide messenger RNA. RefSeq lists its product as uncharacterized. The transcript has 6 exons. The record is from RefSeq and is a predicted model, not a curated record. NCBI's taxonomy places the organism in Eukaryota, Metazoa, Chordata, Actinopteri, Pleuronectiformes, Cynoglossidae. Bases 436 to 1407 code for a protein of 323 amino acids.
GGGUUGUCGCAAAACUGUUGCCAUUUUAUCAUCAUCUCAGAUAUAGGAUAUCUGAUAUCAUCAUCUUUUAUCUGAGCCUGUGUUACUGUGACGCGGUUGUAGGUUAACCAGCCGUUACUCGACGGUUAGACGUCCGACAUUUUUUUUUCUCCUUCGGUCUGAUAUUAAAUGAUCGUUUCACCCCGUACAUCUGCUUUAAAUACAUUACGUUAAAAUUGAAAAGCGUGGUAGAGUAAAUGUAAACACAACUGAAGGGGUUUUUAACGGUUUUUCCUUCCUUAAAAUUAGUUUAUUGAUUUAACGGUCCACGCGGCUAACGCUCAUGGCGACGUGAGAGCUAUCAACGUCCUGAACGACUCCCGCGCUGUCACGGAGUUGCCACGGUGACUCAACAGCAUCCAGCUCAGUCUUGUCUGUUCUUCAGCAACCAUCUCCAUGUUGCCCUCCCCUGGGUCCAAGAACGGACAGACAGAGGCUCUCACUGGUUCUGCUGAUGAAACACUGGGUCACAGAGACCGUACCAGGUUGGCUACUAAAGGUGUGACUUCUCCGACCACACCCACUCCUGCGGCUGACUGGUCAACUUCAACUGAGGUUUUGACGCCAAGACAAAAGACUCCGGGUUCUUAUGGUGAGGUUCCGGGCUCUGUUCUGGCCAGAGUCCCAAGUGAACAGAAUCCAAAGUCCAAACCGUCCAGAGCCAAGACCAAAACGUCUUUACAGUGGAGAUCAAGACCAACUGUUAGAGUUUCUUUAGAAAAGAAGUUCAACACCAUGUGUGUGGACAACCAGGUGACGAGUGGGCUUCGAUCACAUGAUGAGAGUCCAGUCGGUGCUUCCAGUCCACACAGGUUUGAUGUAUUUAACCUGUGUGGUCAGGUAACUGGACAUAAUCCCUCUGUGGUUCAUCCAGACCUGAAUCCGUUCUUAAUCUCUUCCAAAUUUCACCUGGAUGAAGUUGGUACAAAACCAGGUGGUACCAGUGGCAACAGAACACCAGAGGAGAAGGCACAUGUGGAGGACGCGGUCCAACCAGCUGACCACAGGACGACCGGGAAACUUCACGUCUCUCCGACCACUGCCUGCUGCUGUGGUUCAGGGUCGGAGAGCAGCACCAGGCAACAAUGUCUGUCUGUCAGACUGUACCAGGAUGAAGUCAGUGAGUGCAGGAAGAAGAUCGGUCUGUGCUGUGAGCAGCGCAACAAGACGGUGUCGGUCUGUACCUGUGACACCACCCACCAGAGGGCAGCAGCCUUCCUCUCCUACAUCAGCAGAGUGGACAGAGACGAGGGACUUCAGGAGAGAAACGGUGAUGAAGAGCGAGUCCGUUUGAAGUCCGAGUCAUCGUCAGACCGGGAUCUGACUCUGGACCGGUCACUGAGAGUGGGUUUCUCUGCAGAGCAGUGAGAACAGACUCGAGGUAAGGCCUCGUUGUUAGUCUGAAGGAGUCAGGGUGGUCCGUGGUCUGGACCAAGUCCUGGCCCAUGUCAGGGUUAGUACUAAUUUACCACUGUGUCAUUUGAUUCACAUUUUCUGGUGUUUGGUUUAAAAAAAAACCAAAAACAACAGGUGGCGCUGUUCUGCUUCAGAGAAGGUUAUUUAUUAUCUAUAUCAGC